AACCCAGUGCGGGACCGAAGCGUCAAGUGGCGCCUGCUCGACCAGAAACAGGCGAAAAAAGAAAAAUACGAUUUAACUGGAUUGUACGACAGCAGCAAUCGUGAACGGCAUUUCGAUUUAAUAUGAUUUCCUGUGUCUAAAACGCAUUUGGUUCUAUUUGCAGUGCAUUAGAUUUAGUCCCACACUCGCAGUCCAUUGAGUAUAUUCAUUGUUUUGAAGCUUUCAUCGAUGUUACAAAUGACGGAGGAGAACGACAAAUCUCUUGCUGACCAUCCAUGCAGCCCUGCCGGGACCACAAGCUCCAUGUCUCAAGGUGACUCCGAUUCAGAUUCCCCCCUGUCCCCAGCCGGAUCCGACGGGCACGGCACUCAACUGGUGUCCGGCUUGGGCAAGAAGAUGGAAGGCGAGGAAGAUGACCGCUUUCCAGCCUGCAUCCGAGAUGCCGUGUCGCAGGUCCUCAAGGGAUACGACUGGUCGCUAGUCCAGAUGCCAGCAAGGGGCAACGGAUCGCUGAAGAACAAACCGCACGUAAAGAGACCGAUGAACGCCUUCAUGGUGUGGGCACAGGCUGCGCGGAGGAAAUUAGCGGAUCAAUACCCCCAUCUCCAUAACGCAGAACUGAGCAAAACUUUGGGCAGACUAUGGCGCUUGCUGUCGGAGAGUGAGAAAAGACCCUUUGUGGAUGAGGCUGAAAGGCUGAGGGUCCAGCAUAAGAAGGAUCACCCGGACUACAAGUACCAGCCGCGCCGGCGGAAAAGCGUAAAGCCGGGCCAGAGCGAUUCGGACUCCGGUGCUGAGCUCAACCAUCACCCGGUGGGUCAGAUUUACAAAGCUGAGCCCGGAAUGGGCGGCUUGGCGGGCCUGGGAGACCAGGAUCAUGCAGGUCAAGCUCAUGGUCCACCGACCCCCCCCACCACCCCUAAAACAGAUUUGCAGUACGCGGCGAAGCAUGACCUCAAAGCCGAGGGCCGGCGCCUUCUGGACGGCGGCCGACAAAACAUCGACUUCAGCAACGUGGACAUCUCGGAGCUCAGCACCGAGGUCAUCAGCAACAUCGAAACCUUCGACGUCCACGAGUUCGACCAGUACCUACCCGUCAACGGUCACGCGCCCCCGGCCCCCUCGGGUGCCCCGCCCCCCGACCAGGUUCAUGGGCAAAGUCCAUCAGGGGGCGGCUCCUACGGCGCGUCAUACGGUCAGCCCAGCGGCUCGGCGUGGAGCCAAAAGGGCACCGCACCCUCCAGCGACGGCGAUUCGGCGCAGCAACGACCGCACAUCAAAACGGAGCAGCUGAGUCCCAGUCACUACAACGACCGUACCCACGGCUCGCCGUCCCACCCCGACUACGGCUCCUACAGCGGUCCGGUAUCAUCAUCGUCAUCAUCAUCAUCUGCGGCCGCUUCCUACUCCAGUUCCCCGUGUGACUACACGGACCUCCAGAGCCCCGGUUAUUACAGCCCGUACUCCGGGUACCCCUCCAGUAUUUACCAAUAUCCGUACUUCCAUUCCUCUCGCCGGCCCUAUGCGACCCCCAUCCUAAACAGCCUGUCAAUCCCUCCUUCUCACAGUCCGACAACCAACUGGGAGCAGCCGGUGUACACCACCCUUACGAGGCCGUGAUCCGUCAGCCGAGGGCAGAUUUCGGGAGGAGGGGGGGGGUCACGUCCGCUCAUCCACCGGGACUUCUGCACUAACCGAGGACGAUCAUUUUAUUCAACAGAACAUAUUUAAGUGCCUGCUGAUUUUUAUGGGCCUGUG
This is a messenger RNA of Brienomyrus brachyistius, 1758 nucleotides long. RefSeq names its product transcription factor Sox-8-like. Lineage: Eukaryota; Metazoa; Chordata; Actinopteri; Osteoglossiformes; Mormyridae. The record is from RefSeq and is a predicted model, not a curated record. Gene Ontology annotation, biological process: neural crest cell development; negative regulation of transcription by RNA polymerase II; morphogenesis of an epithelium. Gene Ontology annotation, molecular function: RNA polymerase II cis-regulatory region sequence-specific DNA binding; DNA-binding transcription factor activity, RNA polymerase II-specific. Gene Ontology annotation, cellular component: nucleus.